ACUUCGACCCCUCCGCAGCUGGCUACACACAUAAACCCCCGUCCUCCCGCGACAGGAAAGGCCGCUCUGCACGGCACUCUUCGGGCUGCUCAUCAUCAGGCUCUCGCGCUGUUCUAUUAUCAAGCUUUAUCGGGUCUCGAGAAUGGUUAUGAUCAUAUAGCGACUCAAGCAAGUCCCCUCUGUUUUGUUUAGCCGCACUGCAUAUCGUAUCUUGCAACCUCCAUGACCGACGAAGACGGCAGAAUAGAGGCCCAAGAGGCUAUCAAUACACCGCAAGCUGCUCAGGCUCUAUCGCGGCCUACCUCACCACAAGCGCCGCAGCCCGCGCCUUUUACAUCACUACGCUCGAGGCGCUUCGAUGCAUCUGUCCCGCGGCGCAAGACUCUGACGGGCCGCGCGCUCCUGGCACAAGACUCGAGCGACGAAGAGGAUGUUCGUCCUUUGUCUGUGCAAAUACCAUCGAAACCUAGCGAAUUUGGCGCGUCGAGGGCGAUGUAUAACAGAAGGUCUCUGUCGCGCGAUAUGUUGGAUCGCACGUCAGAUAUAGACAUCGCAUCGCCUGCUCCUCCCUCUCGAUCGAUGAGUUUUGCUGAGGUCAUGUCGCGUCUCGAGCAGGAAGACGCGCCACGCCCAGAAACGGACACAAUGCCACCGCCGACCGUCUCCCUCCAUGCUCCCAUGUCUCCGGCUCCGAGCACCAAUGGAACCUCCUCAAUCAAUCUUAACAAUUCUCACAGGCGCAACUUGAGCUCAAGUUCAGCUGCAGCGCGGCAACUGGCUCGAUUGUCUGCUGAUUCCCCUCUCUGGUCGCCCGGUGCCAGUAUUGAAGACCUUUUCAGUAGUACUGCCUCACGCGACGACCUUGUCUUAUCCGAUCCGCAAGUGCUGCAGGACUACAAGAUUUUGCGCCGACGCCAGGCCAUCAUUCGUGAGCUCGUCACCACAGAGCUCGCAUUUUCCGAGGACAUGAAUAUUGUUGUGCAAGAAUUUCAAGAACAUGUCGACAGCUGCAGGGGCUUCAGUGCUGCAGAUUCGCAGCUCAUCUUUGGUUCUGUUGGCCCUGUUGCUGAAUUUGCCAAUGAUUUUAGCUACGAACUUGUAACGGCAGCAAACCCAAUUCUAUUUGAGGACGGCACAGACAUGCCUCGGUGGCAAGAAGCAGAUGGCACAACUCGGAUAGGCUCUACCUUUGCGAGUUUCCUCGGUCGCUUACAAAAAGUCUACAGCAACUACUGCUCUGGUCAUGAACGCGCUGCAUCACGCUUGCACGAAUUGCAAAAGGAUCCCGGCGUCGCUGCGUGGCUCGCAGAACGUCACCCUACAGACCGGGCUAGCUCGUGGGAUCUCGCAUCUCUCAUGAUUAAGCCCGUCCAGCGUGUGCUCAAGUACCCUUUGCUCUUGACGACUCUACUCGAAGCAACGCCGAAACAUCACGAAGAUCAUUGGUUCAUUGAGCUGGCUCUCAAGGACAUGCUCACUGCAGCAGAGAUGAUCAACAAGAUGCAGAAACGGAUAAGUCUUGUCGGUUCAGCGGAGCGCAAGGCACCGUUUGAUCUUCAAUCAGGACUGGCCAAGAGUAUUGCACGUAGGGCAGCAAAAGUGAAACAGAGUGCUGGACUCGAGCCUGUUCCUGAAAGCGAUUCCGUUUACGACCGACUGCACGAGUCUUUCAAGCUACAGCGGUCACUUCUCCAUUCCCUCAGGGCAGAAGUCACUGAAUGGCUUCAGGCAAUGAGGCAAUCGCUUCAAUAUCAUGCUGCAUUCGCCGCUGCGCUACAUGACUUUGAAACUUGCGAUCGACGUACUACUUAUGAUGGCGCUCCGAGCUGGGGUCGUUAUAGAGUUGCCAUCAGUGACUUGCAAAGCCGUACGCUCAUUGAGCUGACACACGGACUCGAACGCGAAGUUUUUCAACCGCUUUCGCUGAUUGAAAAGGCAUAUGCUUCUCCUGCUGCUGUUAUGCGCACUCGCGAUGACCAACAUCAGGAAGCGCAUCGCUUGCGAGUCAAGCUGCUGAGCAGUACAGCACCAGAUGCAGAACUCAGCAGGCAUUAUGAAGGAAUUGUCGAGCGAUACAACGCACUCAACUCUUCACUCAUUUUGGAAUUGCCGCAGUUCCUCACUUGUACAAAGCGAGCAGUGAAGUGUGUCAUCUACGGGUUGACCAAGAUACAGAGUUCAUGGUACGGCAGUUGGGUUGAACAGUUGGUAUUGCUCUUUGAGCCGGGUGCGGAUGUGUUUAGCAUACGCGAGCCCUUCAGGGAGCGAUUCGCUCUGAUUCUCUCUCUGGCAAAGGAGCUAUCGCUCACGGCGGGUGCCGAUCAACGAUACAUGGAUAGACGGGGAAGCUUCGCACGUACCAGGCCUGUUCCAACGAGCAAUUGGCCAUCACGUCGCAUCAGCAUGGUCAACACACAACCUCCGCCGAGCUCCUCUAUGGCAAAUGCUCGUCUGUCGUCAGAUUCCUCGACUGAUGCAGCGAGUCUCUCCUCUUUGGGGUACCCUGCAGGUGGCAGCAUCAGCGGUUCAGUCUUGGGUCGUGUUCCUAGUGGACAAGCCAGCAGUGUCAGCAGUGUGACAACCACUGGCAACGCGUUGCCUUCUCAUGUUCGUUCAGGGAGCAUGAACCUAGCACAUCCGGGAGGCUCGACUGGACAUUUGCCCUAUGCCGGUGCUGGCACCGCUGGAUCCCGCAUGUCCUCUCGCCCAAGCUCAAACCGCAAUUCAUAUGUAAGCGGACACGGCGGAAGCAGUUUGCACAGCGUUCAUCCAUAGCUUGACAUGUAAAGUAAGCCUUAGACUGUGCACGCUGCACAAAGCCUGACACUGCUGGUGCCGGGCUCUAUUCAGAUGGGACUCUCGGAGGUCGGCCGAU
This is a messenger RNA of Protomyces lactucae-debilis, 2875 nucleotides long. RefSeq lists its product as uncharacterized. Bases 223 to 2775 code for a protein of 850 amino acids. Lineage: Eukaryota; Fungi; Ascomycota; Taphrinomycetes; Taphrinales; Protomycetaceae. Gene Ontology annotation, molecular function: guanyl-nucleotide exchange factor activity. The record is from RefSeq and is a predicted model, not a curated record. The transcript has a single exon.